Molecule: messenger RNA, 1572 nt
Organism: Clunio marinus
Lineage: Eukaryota; Metazoa; Arthropoda; Insecta; Diptera; Chironomidae
Source: the annotation of a GenBank genome assembly
UUUGCCCAUCUUUCUCUGAUAAGUUUUGAUAAAAUCAAAACAAAUAAAAAAAGUGUUUAUUUAUUCUUGUAGAUAAGAAUGAAUGUUAAAAAUGAAAAUACCAAAAGAAAGUAUCGUGUAGUGAUAAUAGGGGCUGGGGCUGCUGGUCUCAGUGCUGCCAACAGUUUGAUUAAGAAUGGUUUAGACGAUUUCGUAAUCCUUGAAGCAAGAAACAGAAUUGGUGGACGAAUAAACUCAAUCGAAUUGGGUUCACAAAAAGUUGAAAUGGGAGCUAAUUGGAUUCAUGGAGUUCUUGGGAAUCCCAUCUUUGAAUUUGCAAUGAGCCAUGGACUCGUUGAUAUUCUGCAAACUCCACAACAUCGAAGAGUUGUUGCACUUAGUGAGGAUGGAAAACAAGUUUCUUUCGAAGUUCUUCAAGAAAUUUACGAAGCUUAUUUAGUUUUCUUAAGAAGAUGUGAAGAAUAUUUUUUAGCCGAGUAUGUUCCACCGGAUAAUAUUUUUUCGGUGGGUCAACAUAUCCAACUUGAAAUUGAUCUCUAUCUUAAAUCAAUAAGUAAUGACAAAGACAAACAUCUGCGUGAAAUGAUUUUUAAAUGUCUGUUAAAACGCGAAUGUUGUAUAACUGGCUGUCAUUCAAUGGACGAAAUUGAUCUUUUAGAGCUUGGAAGUUAUACAGAACUACAAGGAGGGAAUAUAAUUUUACCGUCUGGUUACAGUUCAAUCCUGACACCUUUGCGAAAUAAUUUACCACAAGAAGCUAUCAUUCUUAACUGUCCUGUGAAAACUAUAAAGUGGAAGAAGAAGAAAACUGUAAUAACAAGCCCAAGUGGACUUAAUCAAAUUCCUGAGGAAAUCGAAGAUAGUGAUGGAAAUAAUUCUGAAAGUGGAAAUGCUAAAGGAUCUUCUUGUGUUCAAGGUCAACUUGAUUCAAGAGUGCAAAUAGUUUGCGAGACAAAUGAAGAGUUCUUUGCUGAUCAUGUGAUUUGUACAAUUCCUUUGGGUGUACUUAAAGAAUCUCCAAAUCUUUUUGACCCCCCACUGCCGGAUUACAAGCAAGAAUCGAUACAAAAUCUUCUUUACGGGACUGUGAAUAAAAUAUUUCUGCAAUUUGAUCGGCCUUUUUUAAAUCAAGAUAUUAGUGAAAUUCUGUUGCUGUGGAACGAUGAUGUGCAAUCAAAAGAAAGUACAGAAGAACAAAUCAAGAAUUUCUGGUACAGAAAAAUUUAUUCUUUCUCUAAAAUAAGUGAAACUUUUCUUCUGGGUUGGAUAAGUGGGAAAGAAGCUGAGUAUAUGGAAACAUUAGACGAUAAAAUAGUUUCGGAUAAAUGCACAGAGCUCCUUAAAAAAUUCCUUAAAGAUCCGUGCAUUCCAGCUCCAAUAAAAUGUAUUAGAACGACUUGGAAAAGUCAGACAUACAGUCGUGGCAUUUAUUAUAGUACUGUUCAUGGUGCAUAUUUGAGUGGACGUUCAGCUGCUCAAGUUAUCUACACACCCGAGUCACCUCAAGAAAUCGUGAUGGUUAACGACAGCAGUGAUUUGUCAUCUUGGAUUCAAGGCAUCCAGCUUGAAUAA